Danaus plexippus (monarch butterfly) is the source of this 426-nucleotide messenger RNA. Its product is annotated as vitelline membrane protein Vm26Ab. The record is from RefSeq and is a predicted model, not a curated record. The transcript is spliced from 2 exons. Lineage: Eukaryota; Metazoa; Arthropoda; Insecta; Lepidoptera; Nymphalidae. The coding region runs from base 125 to 373 and encodes 82 amino acids.
GUUAACAAACACCCCAAAUCAUGUCCAGCAUAUUUUUCCUUCAUGAGUAUUUAAGUCCAAUAGUUUUUGUGUCAAACAUCAUUCCAUUCUAUCGCUCAGUAAAGGAUCAACACCAACAAACAAAAUGUUCAAACAGAUCAUAUUCGCUGCCCUCCUGGCUGUUGUUGCUGCCAAACCCGGAAUCCACUCAGUGGCCUACAGCGCACCCAUUGUAGCUGCACCUGCAGUAGCAGCAGCAUACUCGCUACCCGUUGGUGCAGCAUACCCAGCUCCAAUUGCUGCAGCCUACGCUGCACCUUUUGCAGCAUACAGAGCGCCCCUAGCCUAUUCUGCUCCUUUUGGUGCCUAUAGUGCACAGGUAUUAUUAAAGUGAACUCCUUAAUUUUAAUAUGAUUCUAAUGACCGAAUAAACUUCUGCGCAAACCA